UUAGUCUCCCAUUGGAUAUCCUCCUGCCAUUUCCCUUCAGCUUCCUCGUUUGUCCUCAGAAGAAUCUAAGGAUUCACACAACACUUCCGCCUCUCCAGUCUCUCUGGAAAGAAGAGAAAACAGAUAUGGCUUUUUCCUUCUCAAUCUUUCUCUACCUCUGUCUCGUCGUCACCGUCAUCGUCCCCCUUACGCUUUCAUCGGAGCGUCCCGAGACCUUCAUCGUCCACGUGUCGAAAUCACAGAAACCCUCGCUAUUCACCUCCCACCACCACUGGUACGCCUCCAUCCUCCGAUCCCUCCCUCCCUCCCCUCACGGCACCGCCACCAAGAAGAUCCUCUACUCCUACGACCGCGCCGUCAAUGGUUUUUCGGUCCGCCUCACGCCGACUCAAGCGGUCCAGCUGGGCCGCGUGCCUGGCGUUCUCUCCGUCAUACCCGAUCAAGCGCGUCAGCUCCACACGACUCGCACGCCUCAUUUCCUAGGCCUGGCCGACAAUUCCGGUAUCUGGCCGAACUCGGAGUAUGCAGAGGACGUCAUAAUCGGAGUUCUCGACACCGGAAUAUGGCCGGAACGCCUGAGUUUCUCAGACACGGGCCUGUCCUCCGUGCCGACCGGCUGGAAAGGCGUCUGCGAGACAGGGCACGACUUCCCAGCCUCCGCUUGUAACCGAAAGAUCAUCGGCGCGAGAGCUUUUCACAAAGGAUACGAAUCUUUCUUGGAGAGACCCAUGGAUGAGUCGGUGGAAUCGAAGUCUCCGAGAGACACCGAAGGCCAUGGCACUCACACGGCGUCGACGGCCGCGGGAUCUGCGGUCUCUAAUGCUAGCUUCUAUGAAAUUUACGCUCACGGUGAAGCCAGAGGCAUGGCCACCAAAGCCCGAAUAGCCGCCUACAAGAUCUGCUGGACUACGGGCUGUUACGAUUCCGAUAUACUCGCCGCCAUGGACCAAGCCAUCGCCGAUGGGGUUCACGUAAUCUCUCUUUCCGUGGGAGCAACCGGUUGGGCUCCUCCGUACGAUCUCGACUCAAUAGCGAUCGGGUCGUUCGGUGCAGCGCAGCAUGGGGUUCUCGUUUCGUGCUCAGCAGGAAACUCUGGCCCUGGCCCAUAUACGGCCGUGAACAUUGCUCCUUGGAUUCUGACAGUCGGUGCUUCUACCAUCGACCGAGAGUUUCCGGCCGAUGUGGUUCUCGGCGAUGGCAGAGUUUUCGGCGGCGUGUCGCUGUACUCAGGUGACCCUCUUGUUGAUUUCAAGCUUCCAUUGAUCUAUGCCGGCGACUGUGGAAGUAGGUAUUGCUAUAUGGGGAGGCUUGAAUCUUCGAAAGUCACCGGAAAAAUCGUCGUGUGCGAUCGCGGGGGAAACGCGAGGGUUGAGAAAGGAAGCGCGGUGAAGCUCGCCGGUGGUCUCGGAAUGAUUCUCUCUAAUACCGCCGACAGCGGCGAAGAGCUCAUAGCUGAUUCGCAUCUUGUACCGGCGACUAUGGUGGGUCAGAUUGCCGGUGAUCAGAUAAAGGAUUACAUGAGAUUGGGCCAAUUCCCAACUGCUACGAUUGUGUUCCGCGGAACGGUGGUUGGGACUGCACCCUCGGCUCCGAAGGUUGCAGCCUUUUCGAGCCGCGGUCCGAACCAUCUGACAGCGGAGAUUCUCAAGCCCGAUGUUAUAGCUCCGGGAGUUAACAUUUUGGCUGGCUGGACUGGCUUCACAGGUCCAACCGACUUGGACAUUGACCCCAGGCGCGUGGAGUUCAAUAUAAUUUCGGGUACUUCCAUGUCUUGCCCUCAUGUUAGCGGCAUCGCCGCCUUGCUUCGUCAGGCUUUUCCGAGCUGGUCAACCGCUGCGAUCAAAUCGGCGAUAAUGACCACGGCUUAUAAUGUGGACAAUUCGGGGAAAAACAUCGGAGAUCUUGCUACCGGGAAAGAAUCAACGCCGUUCAUUCACGGGGCGGGUCAUGUUGAUCCGAACGGAGCUCUUAAUCCUGGGUUGGUGUACGACACGAAUGUGGACGACUAUGUUGCAUUCCUUUGUGGCAUUGGGUAUGAUCCCAAGCGCCUUGCAGUUUUCGUGGGGGAGAAGAUUGGAUCGGAUAUAUGCGCAAGAAAAUUAGCCACUCCAGGCGAUUUGAAUUACCCAUCAUUCUCGGUGGUUUUCAACCCCGACCAAAAUUUGGUAAAGUACAAGAGAGCUGUAACAAACGUUGGAAGUUCGGUUGAUGCGGUUUAUGAGGUGAAAGUGAAUGCUCCUGCGGGUGUCGAAAUCAGUGUUUCGCCGAGUAAACUAGUGUUCGACGCAGAAAAUCCGACCCAAACAUAUGAGAUUAAAUUCGCCGCCGCCGGCGGUGGUGUUGAUGCAUUUGGGUCAAUUGAGUGGAGCGAUGGAACUCACAUUGUGAGGAGCCCGAUUGCUGUGAGGUGGACCAGUGGGUUCGCAGCUUCCAUGUGAGAUGGAUUGGAGGUUUUGGGUGUGUGGGCGCUUGUUUAGCCAUAAUUCCUGCUCAUGCUCUUUGUUUUCUAUUAUAUUUGUAAAAUUUAUCAGCCUCAUGUACAUAAACAAAAUGGAAGAUUCUUGGCUUGCCUUUCAUUUUA
Molecule: messenger RNA, 2581 nt
Organism: Corylus avellana
Lineage: Eukaryota; Viridiplantae; Streptophyta; Magnoliopsida; Fagales; Betulaceae
Product: Subtilase family protein
Biological process (GO): proteolysis
Molecular function (GO): serine-type endopeptidase activity
Source: RefSeq, a predicted model, not a curated record